Messenger RNA from Leptosomus discolor (cuckoo roller), 3867 nucleotides. Lineage: Eukaryota; Metazoa; Chordata; Aves; Leptosomiformes; Leptosomidae. The record is from RefSeq and is a predicted model, not a curated record.
GUUUAAGUCCAGCAGAUUCUUUUCUUCGCAGUAAUGAGCUCAGUAUGAAAGAAGAUUCCCGUCUAAACUUGCUAGAUGAUGGCACGUUAAUGAUUCAGAAUACUCAAGAAACAGACCAAGGCAUUUACCAGUGCAUGGCAAAAAAUGUGGCUGGAGAAGUGAAAACUCAGGAAGUUACUCUUAGAUACUUUGAGUCACCAGCCCGGCCAAGUUUUGUGAUUCACCCACAAAAUACUGAAGUGCUAGUUGGAGAGAGUGUUACCUUGGAGUGCAGUGCAACCGGGCACCCUCAGCCACGAAUUACCUGGACCAAAGGUGACAGAACGCCUUUACCAAGUGACCCUCGUGUCACGAUAACUCCGUCAGGAGGACUUUACAUACAAAACGUGAAGCAGGAAGACAGUGGCGAGUAUACCUGUUUUGCAACUAACAGCAUAGAUAAUAUCCAUGCGACAGCGUACAUCAUCGUCCAAGCUCUACCUCAGUUUACUGUCACUCCUCAAGACAAAACAGUGAUUGAGGGACAAACUGUUGAUUUCCCUUGUGAAGCACAAGGCUAUCCCCAGCCUGUUAUUGCCUGGACUAAAGGAGGAGGCCAGUUGUCUGUUGACAGAAGACACUUAGUUUUAUCCUCUGGAACACUAAGGAUUUCCAGGGUUGCUCUGCAUGACCAGGGACAGUAUGAGUGCCAAGCUGUCAACAUUAUCGGAUCUCAACGAAUUGUCGUAUACCUGACAGUACAGCCUAGAGUGACUCCUGUAUUUGCCAGCGUUCCCAGUGACAUGACAGUAGAGGUUGGCUCAAACGUGCAGAUCCCUUGCAGUGCUCAAGGAGAGCCAGAGCCAGUAAUUACAUGGAAUAAGGAUGGAGUACAGGUAACUGAGAGUGGAAAAUUUCAUGUUAGUCCAGAGGGAUUUCUUACCAUUCGUGAUGUUGGAACAGCUGAUGAGGGUCGAUAUGAGUGUGUUGCCCGAAAUACCAUAGGAUACUCCUCUGUUAGUAUGGUGCUUAGUGUUAACGUCCCUAAUGUCAGCCGAAAUGGAGAUCCUUUUGUACAAACAUCAAUUGUGGAAGCAAUUGCAACUGUCGACAGAGCAAUAAAUUCAACACGUACACAUCUGUUUGACAGUCGUCCUCGUUCUCCAAAUGAUUUGCUAGCCUUAUUUCGAUACCCAAGGGAUCCAUACACUGUUGAGCAAGCAAGAGCUGGGGAAAUAUUUGAAAGGACAUUACAGCUUAUUCAAGAUCAUGUGCAAGAUGGUCUAAUGGUUGACCUGAAUGGAACAAGUUAUCACUAUAAUGACCUUGUAUCCCCACAGUACUUGAAUCUGAUAGCUAAUCUCUCAGGCUGUACAGCCCAUCGACGAGUGAACAACUGCUCAGAUAUGUGCUUCCACCAGAAGUACAGGACACAUGAUGGAACAUGCAACAACCUUCAGCAUCCCAUGUGGGGCGCUUCUCUGACAGCCUUUGAACGUCUGUUAAAGUCAGUCUAUGAAAACGGAUUUAAUUUGCCUCGGGGAAUUGAACCCAAAAGGCUCUCUAAUGGCUACCCACUCCCAAUGCCUCGCUUGGUUUCAACUACUCUGAUUGGAACAGAAACGAUAACUCCUGAUGACCAGUACACUCACAUGCUCAUGCAGUGGGGUCAGUUUCUUGACCACGACCUUGACCUCACCGUGGCUGCCCUAAGUGAGGCCAGGUUUUCAGAUGGUCAGCAUUGCAGUUCAGUUUGUACAAACGAUCCUCCAUGCUUUUCAAUCAUGAUACCACCAAACGAUCCCAGAGUUCGAAAUGGUGCACGCUGCAUGUUUUUUGUACGCUCCAGUCCAGUUUGUGGAAGUGGCAUGACAUCUCUCCUGAUGAAUUCUGUGUACCCAAGAGAACAGAUCAACCAGCUGACUUCAUACAUCGAUGCGUCCAAUGUGUAUGGCAGUUCAGACCAUGAAGCAUUAGAAAUCAGAGACUUGGCGAGUCAAAGGGGUCUUCUAAGACAGGGCAUCGUACAGAGAUCUGGCAAACCCCUUCUUCCGUUCGCUACUGGCCCACCAACAGAAUGUAUGAGAGAUGAAAAUGAGAGCCCAAUUCCCUGCUUUUUAGCUGGUGAUCAGCGUUCUAACGAACAGCUGGGUCUUACCAGCAUCCACACGUUGUGGUUUAGAGAACACAACAGAAUUGCCACAGAGCUACUGAAACUCAAUCCACACUGGGAUGGUGACACAAUAUAUCACGAAACACGCAAAAUUGUUGGUGCAGAAAUGCAACACAUAACAUUUAGCCACUGGCUACCUAAGAUCUUUGGAGAGGUAGGCAUGAAGAUGCUUGGCGAAUAUAAGGGUUAUGAUCCCAGUGUUAAUUCUGGCAUAACUAAUGAGUUUGCAACUGCCGCUUUUAGGUUUGGUCACACACUCAUUAAUCCUUUUCUGUAUCGACUGGAUGAAAACUUUGAACCUAUUCCACAAGGCCAUCUACCUCUUCAUAAGGCAUUCUUCUCUCCAUUUCGGAUUGUAAAUGAAGGAGGCAUUGAUCCACUUCUAAGGGGAUUGUUUGGUGUUGCUGGUAAGAUGCGUGUCCCAUCACAAUUACUCAAUACAGAAUUAACAGAAAGACUCUUCUCCAUGGCACGUACUGUGGCUUUAGAUCUGGCAGCUAUGAAUAUUCAGAGAGGCAGAGAUCAUGGAAUUCCUCCCUACCAUGAUUUUAGAGUUUACUGUAAUCUUUCUUCAGCUCAGACUUUUGAAGAUCUGAAAAAUGAAAUUAAGAAUCCUGAAAUCAGGGAGAAACUUAGCAGGUUAUAUGGUUCCCCACUGAACAUAGACCUAUUUCCUGCUCUAAUGGUAGAAGACUUAGUUCCAGGGAGCCGACUGGGGCCAACUUUGAUGUGUCUGUUAAGCACACAGUUUAGGCGUAUUCGGGAUGGAGACAGGUUAUGGUAUGAAAAUCCGGGUGUGUUCACGCCUGCUCAGCUCACUCAGAUCAAGCAGACAUCUCUUGCCAGAGUUUUGUGUGACAAUGGUGACAACAUAACCAGAGUACAACAUGAUGUCUUUAAGGUGGCUGAAUUCCCACAUGGAUAUAGUAGCUGUGAAGAUAUUCCUAAACUGGACCUCAGGAUGUGGCAAGAUUGCUGUGAAGACUGUAGAACUAGAGGACAGUUUAAUGCAUUUUCAUAUCACUUUCGGGGAAGACGUUCUCUAGAUUACAGCUUUCAGGAGGACAAGCCCUUGAAGAAAAUCAAAAUAUCCAAAACAGUAAGUUCUGUGAAGCAGAGUAAAUAUUUUCGUAAUGCCACAUCAGCAUCUAAAGAAAAUACAAACAUGCCUGCAGUGAAUGACUUCAAAGAAUUUGUUUUGGAAAUGCAAAAAACUAUUUCAGGCCUCAGAAAUCAGAUAAAAAAACUUGAAUCACGCCUCAGUAAAACUGAUUGCACUGAUGAAAAGGGUAAAUCAUAUUCCAGCAAUGAAACCUGGAAAAGGGACCCUUGUACUGUGUGUGAAUGCAAAGUUGGUCAGAUUACCUGUUUUGUAGAAUCCUGCCCGCCAGCUGACUGCAAAGCACCUGUGAAGGUUAAAGGAGAUUGCUGUCCAGUCUGCUUAAAACAAAAUAGUAAUAAAAAGAAGCCAUAAGUCUGCUUUUUAAGAAUUUAAGGUGCAUACUCCUCAAAUCAUAUCAAUGCCUACUGAUGGCAAAAGCAGGUAACUACAGUCUUAACAGCAAGAAAUCAAGAUUUACAAUAUUCUAAUGGUGCUGUAACAGUAUAACAUAAUGUAUCAUUUUAUUUUCUGCCCAUGAAGGUAAUCACAAUGCAAAAAUUAACAAAAGGGAAAUUAGCAAACAGGUCAAAGUUAAUUGUGUGUUAAACUUCUC